Molecule: messenger RNA, 330 nt
Organism: Amoebophrya sp. A120
Lineage: Eukaryota; Dinophyceae; Syndiniales; Amoebophryaceae
Source: the annotation of a GenBank genome assembly
GGUGUAUCGGACUUUCCGGCAUCCUCUGCAGUGCAACAGCGGCCUUGUUCGAGGCUACUUACGCCUCGUUUCAACCUGUCGAUCCCGGCUACUGGACGCCACUCGUGCCUGAACAACGUCUGCUCUACACAGACCUUUAGCUACUUACCACAAAGUAUGCGAUUUUUUACAACGUUAGGGUAUCCGGAAGUCUAGAUUUUCACGACUUAGGUGAUUUGAGCAACAAGACUCGACGCAGGGCACGCCUUCCCUGCACUGCAGAGGAAACGCGGCGCGAUAUGGGUCAACUUUCACUAAUAAGCAAAUUUUCGGGCAAAGAGGCCAUUUGGG